[Candida] anglica is the source of this 1386-nucleotide messenger RNA. The record is from the annotation of a GenBank genome assembly. NCBI's taxonomy places the organism in Eukaryota, Fungi, Ascomycota, Pichiomycetes, Serinales, Debaryomycetaceae.
AUGUUCUCGAUAGCCAGAUCGAGUGUAGUGGCAAGGCACGGUAUUGCCCGUGGUAUCACAGUCAAUGCCCGUCCUUCGUUUAAUAGAGGACUCAAGCUUAAUGCAGCACAGUUGGGUGCUGCUAAAGGAUGGGGUACAGUCUUCAACAUUUUUGCUGGAGCUUAUCUUGGAGGGGUUAUUGUAUGUUGUGGGCUGUUAUACUGGCUUUAUCAAGAUGCAAACGAGCGUCAACCCAUACCAUUUGAGCUUCGUUUCAAAGAUCAAAUUACUGCUGUCGAAGCCAUCAAUAAAGAUGAUGUCUUGAGAAGUCCUCAAUAUGCCGUAAAGCAUUAUAAGAAAUUAUUAACGGAACUAUACUUACAAAACUCCUCGGGGCAAGAAUCUUCUGAGGCUACCGAUUCAGAUGGCUCAUCUUCAUUUGUUGUGCCAGUUAUUCCUGCCGAAGUUCUUCUUAAAGAGAAAUCUAAUGGAUUCGCUAAUUUUUAUAUCGAUAUUGUAUUAAGGUACUCCAGAGCGCUCUUAUCACGAGGUCAAUCCGAUGCAUCUGUUACAAUGCUUCGUAAGAUCAUUGACGAUGAAGAAAUCUUUUACCGCAUUGGUAAUGCCGAAUCUUUGGCUCAAGGUUGUAGAAUUCUUUCACGUCUUGAAACCGACCCACAUGUUAAAGUGGCUUACUUGAUGCAUGCUUUGGAUAUGUUAACCAGAACACAUCCAACUUUAAGAUAUGAUAACCAUUACAUGAUCCAAGAUAAUUCGAGGCUUACCAAUGAAUUUAUCUCUUGUUUGAAUGGAUUAGCAUUUGCAUAUGCUAAGGCAUCGAAAUCAGCUCCUAAACGGGAACAACAAGAUCUCUUAACUGACUCAUUAAACAUUUAUCUUGCUAACCUUAAAAUGAUCACAUCAGUAGAAGAAAAAAUUGCUUCUAAUGAAUUGUCAGAACGUCAUUUCCCUUUGUUUACUGCAGACCCCCUUACUCUUAAAAUGUCUAUUGCUGAAAUUAAAGCUCAUAUCAGUGAGAUCAUAUGGGCCAAGGGAUAUAAGCAAAAUGCCAUUGGUUGGGGCGAAGAAGUGGUAGAUGUGGUAUUCUACGAGUACAAUAACACUAGCCGUGCAGCCCCAAUUCUUAUUAACACAUUACGGAAUUUAGUUAAUAUGUAUGGUUCUAUGAAAGAUACUGUGAAUCAAGAACGUUGUCAACGAAUGUUGACAGGCUUGGAGAUUUAUGAACAUGACCCACAGCUGUGGCAUGAUACUACAUUAGCCCGUUUUAGUAAAAUCAUCUACAACAAGGGGCCCUUGGGGAUCCUUGAAAAGGCUAUCAAUGAAAGAUAUGGAGCUCCAAAACCAGUACCAAAUUUGGAAGAAUUUGAAGAAUUGGAUGACUAA